AGCCCAAAAUCAGUGACCGGUCAGUAAACUGGAGCUGGUCAGGGUCUGGUCUGCUAUUCACAAAUAGAUGCAAAUGUCUCUCUGUGUCUCUGUCUCAGGGGGUGAAGCCUGCCAGUUAUAAUAAAGUGACGGAUCCCGAGGUUAAAGAGAUCAUCGGCGAAUGCAUUUGUCAGAAUAAGGAGGAGCGUUACUCCAUCAAGGACCUGCUGAAUCACGCGUUCUUCGCCGAGGACACGGGCGUGAGGGUGGAGCUGGCGGAGGAGGACGACGGCCUGAAGACCUCCAUCGCUCUCAAGCUGUGGGUGGAGGAUCCCCGGCGGCUGAAGGGCAAAUACAGGGACGGAGGAGCCAUCGAGUUCAGCUUCGACCUGGAGAAGGAGGUCCCUGAGGCCGUGGCGCAGGAGAUGGUCGAGUCUGGUUUCUUCCACGAGAGCGAUGCAAAGAUAGUGGGCAAGUCUCUCCGCGACCGAGUGGCUCUGAUCAAGUGGCGCAGGGAGAGGACGGCCCCGAGGGCCCCGCAGGGCGGCCCUGCUCCGGGGCCCGUCCCCUGUGAACCGGCCGGUCUGCUGGAGCCCGAGGAGCCCGAGGUGGAUCAGCACGUCCACGUGUGUCCGCUCAGCACCAGGACCACCUCCACCACAUGCAAGUGUUCCUGUCUGUUACCUAUAGCUCUACCCUGCUUUAAACAAUACUCUUACGUAAUGCACUUAAAGUGCUCUAUUGUCACUUGCUAAUUUUGUAAGUUAACAGUCUUUAGUACCCCUUUAGAUAAAC
Messenger RNA from Puntigrus tetrazona (Sumatra barb), 774 nucleotides. RefSeq names its product serine/threonine-protein kinase WNK2-like. Lineage: Eukaryota; Metazoa; Chordata; Actinopteri; Cypriniformes; Cyprinidae. The annotation marks the transcript as partial. Gene Ontology annotation, cellular component: cytosol; cytoplasm. The record is from RefSeq and is a predicted model, not a curated record. The transcript is spliced from 3 exons. Gene Ontology annotation, molecular function: chloride channel inhibitor activity; potassium channel inhibitor activity; ATP binding. Gene Ontology annotation, biological process: protein phosphorylation; positive regulation of sodium ion transmembrane transporter activity; negative regulation of sodium ion transport.